UAAAGAAAACGAAGAACAUCAACAACUCGAACCAAACCAAAACCCUAACUUUCAGAAAAACAAAUGGAGACUCAGACUCCACUUUUCUUCCUUCAUAUCCUCCUCUAGACAAGGACUUGUUUGUUUGCGUCUUUUGAAUCCAUAUAAAUACAGAUAUAAAUAUAUGUAUAUAUAUGUAUUAUGCAUAUGCUAUCUGGGUGAAGGAAAAUAUUAUGUCAAACGCGGCCGAUGUGGAUACGAAGGAGUUAAUAUGGAGUACAUGGGAAGAACUAUUACUAGCGUCCGCGGUGAAGCGGCAUGGCUUGAAGGACUGGGAUACGGUGGCGAGGGAGCUCCAGAACCGCCAUCGCCACCGUAGCAGCAGCUCUUUGCCGCCAACCUUGUUCACCGCCCAAAUUUGUAAAAACAAAUUCAAACACCUUAGACGUCGCUUCACCAACAACCACCGUAGUGCUAGUAAUAAUACUGCCGUAACAGCCGGAGCUGGUGGUGUCGGCGGCGGCGGAGGAGAAAGUGAGAAUAAUGAGCUGCCUUGUGAGGCUCAAUCUGAUGAUGAUGAUGAAAACGACGGUCUUGGUGGUGGUGGCGGCGGCGGCGGCGGUGGAGGUGGUGGUGAGGGUGAUUGUUUUCCUUGGCUCGAGGAGUUAAGAAAACUCCGCGUAGCCGAACUUAAACAAGAGGUUCAUCGAUACGAUCUUUCGAUCCGGUCGUUGCAGAUGAAAGUGAAGACGAUGGAGGAGGAGAGGGAGAAGAGUCCGAGGGAGGACGACGACCAACACGACGACGUGAAGAAACCAGAUCUGGACGAGGAAGUAAAGCAGGAGAGAUCAGAAAACGACAAAAACGAUGGUAAAGACCCGCCGGAGAUGGUCGCCGGAAAGUUUCUAUCCGGCGACAACGACGAAAACAUGUCGUACAACGAGUCUAAUUCGACGGAGAGCAAGCGAGCCGGUUUGAAAGUCGAACCGAAGAACGAACCGGCCGAGGUGGAACCGGAAUCCGAGUCAAAACCGGUCGGGGAAGAGGUCUCGUGCAAUGACAGUUCAGCGAGCCAGGAGAGGGGGAAGGGUGGGGGAGACUCGCGCGAGUUGCGUGACUCGGUGGGAGAAGACGAGUCGAAGGAAGGGACGAAGGAGAGCAGCGACGUGCAGAGUUCAGCGAGUUUGUUGACAAGGAAGAGGAGAAGACGAGGAGUUGACGGUGGCGGAGGCGGCGGUGAAGGUGGUGGAGAUGGGGUGGCGGUUUUGUCGCCCGCUACCGCCCCAAUAAAACGGGAGCGUGGCGUGGGGGGAGCGGUGAAAUCAGAGCCGUCAGCGUUUGGGUUUUUAGAUAAAAUUCGGUCGCAAAAACAUGGCUCGGUGUUCGAGCGCCGGCUCGAAAGUCAGAAAACGGAAAAGUACAAGAGCACUAUCCGACGUCACGUAGAUCUUGAAACCGUUCAAGCCCGGAUUGAUGAUGGAUCCUAUACAUUAUGCUUUAUGAAAUUUUACAAAGACCUUUUUCUUCUCUUCACCAAUGCCAUUGUCUUCUUCCCCAAAUCAUCUCCCGAGGCAUUGGCCGCUCAAGAGCUUCGCCAACUUGUGCUGAAAGAGCUCAAGAACGCCUCAUCUGAUCCUUCACCUCAACCCUCCUUGCUUGCAAAACCAAAACCCAAACCUGAAGUCGAAAGAUCCGACUCGCUGCUCGCGAAGCAUAAAUCCACAAACCCCAUUAUCUUCAGCCGCAAGAGAAGCUCGAUUUCAGCCAAAGCUUCUUCCUCAUCGGCCAACAAUGCAGAAAAGCAGCGGACCAACGAAAAAGCGGUUAUCAAUUCGAAAACUCUUAUUAAGUCUCCUUUAAGUACAUCAACAAAUGAUGAUGAGGAUUCAUCAAAGCUAAAGCUAAAAGAAAAGCCGGUGACCGGCGCGAGAAGCAUGAGAAGGAGCAGCAAAGGGCGGCCUAAUGUGAGCAAGCCAGAGCCUACUCCUAACAGUAGCAACAACAAGAGCUCAAGCUCCCAGCAACCGGGUUCAAAGGAUAAAGGAGAUAAAGCAGAGGCAGCAAAAGGGGAUAAAAAGAAGUCUGAAGCAAUUGCCAGUACAAAAAAGAGUGGUGCUGCAGACUUCUUGAAGAGAAUGAAGAAGAACUCGCCUGCCAAGGGAACGCUGGUAGAGGCCCUGAAGAGUUCACGGGAAAAUAAUAGUAAUAAAGGUGGUAGAAAAGAUCAGCCGAAGAAAAAGGUUGAUGAACGGAAAGAUGGGCCGGCGAGGCGAAGUGGCGGUGGCGGAGGUGGACGGAAACAUGUAAAGGAGGAGAGUAGUCCGUUGAAGAAGAACGCUGGGAGGCCACCUAAGAAAGGGAAGGAUGUGGUGGUAACCGGGGGCAAGCGUGGGAGGGAAGGCGGUGAAGGGGAAGGGCCCUCAAAACGGCCUAAGAAACGAUCGAGGUAGGUUAGGUUAGAUGGAAAAAGUUGCAGAAUUGAUGAUUUUGUAUAUUGUAGUAGCCAUUAGAUUUCACAAGUUAGUCUUGUCAUUAGGUUGGCUGUGCAUUUUGCUUCUUAGGUUUAUUGAUCUGUAGGAUGUAUCAUGUAAAAACGUGUUUUUUUUGGCUGUAUAACCUUUUAUUUAUUCUUUUUUUUUGCCAGAAAAAAAAAGAACUCUUAUGUUAAUUAACA
This is a messenger RNA of Coffea eugenioides, 2653 nucleotides long. RefSeq lists its product as uncharacterized. The coding region runs from base 174 to 2429 and encodes 751 amino acids. The transcript is spliced from 3 exons. The record is from RefSeq and is a predicted model, not a curated record. Lineage: Eukaryota; Viridiplantae; Streptophyta; Magnoliopsida; Gentianales; Rubiaceae. Gene Ontology annotation, molecular function: protein binding.